This is a messenger RNA of Cyphomyrmex costatus, 1088 nucleotides long. RefSeq names its product mitochondrial ribosomal protein S35 (gene mRpS35). Gene Ontology annotation, cellular component: mitochondrial small ribosomal subunit. The transcript has 3 exons. The record is from RefSeq and is a predicted model, not a curated record. Lineage: Eukaryota; Metazoa; Arthropoda; Insecta; Hymenoptera; Formicidae. Bases 93 to 1088 code for a protein of 331 amino acids. Gene Ontology annotation, biological process: mitochondrial translation. Gene Ontology annotation, molecular function: structural constituent of ribosome.
UUAGAAUUAGGUGUCUUGAUCUUGAUCUUGAUACGGGAUUAGCGAUUAUGUUUUUGUAUUUUAAAAUAAUAUAGUUCCAAGUGUGCGUAAAAAUGUUGUUAUUAAAACGUGGAUGUGAGGUAAACUUCACACAAAGUUUGCCGAAAAUGCUGAGGCUUCUUGCAGCGUAUUCGAGCGCCUCUGAAUCGAACGAACAGGAACAAUUUCGAGUACUGCAACUUUACCCGCAAAAAAAGGCCUUUAAACAGGAGAAGCAAAAAAUACAACAUAUAAAUGUUCCACCACCCAGGUCAACGGAGAUGCCUGUCGACCAGGACUGGCCGUCGGUUUGGCCGGGUGCGCGAACCUUUCACCCUGCUUCGGUACCUCUUCCGUUGCGUCAAGGGUACAACGAAAAGGGUGAGCCGCCUGGUAAAUACGCCAAUGCUGAGCUAAUGAAAAUACCAAAUUUCUUGCAUCUCACACCACCGGCGAUACGGAGACAUUGCGAAGCAUUGAAACAGUUCUGUACAAAAUGGCCCACUGGUUUGGAAACAGAGGAGAAAUGCAUGAAACAUUUCCCUGUUGAGAUCAUUACAUCAGAUUAUUGUUACUCUUCACCUACCAUAAGAGAUCCAUUAGCUAGGAUCGUGAGUCUACGAGUAAGAAUGUCCUCACUUCAUUUAGAUGCUCAUGCCAAAGAUAAACUGCUGCGGUUGCUGGGAAAUAAGUACAACCCAGACACAGAUCUAAUAACAAUUACAGCUGAUAGAUGCCCAACAAAAAAGCAAAACUUGGAAUAUGUAUGGUAUCUACUCACAGCAGUGUAUCAUGAAUCUUGGAGGGUAGAACUGUGGGAAGCUGAGAAGUCAGUGGCAGACAUGGAAUAUUACGAUUGGGACACUAGCCCAAGUCGUACAAACCUAGUAACGCUGUACAAGUGGCCGGAACCACCAACCGAUUAUGACUACGAGACUAUCCCGCACGCAACGGAAUACAAAAUUGCCGUUUCAGAUCUUAUAAACAACGGCGAAGAUGAAUACUCGGUCAAUAAAUAUAAAGAAGCUGUUAAAAAUUUGUUAAAUCUUAAAUGUGAUAAUAAAGGUUGA